Messenger RNA from Schizophyllum commune H4-8, 2412 nucleotides. RefSeq lists its product as uncharacterized. Bases 130 to 2259 code for a protein of 709 amino acids. The record is from RefSeq and is a predicted model, not a curated record. The transcript is spliced from 12 exons. Lineage: Eukaryota; Fungi; Basidiomycota; Agaricomycetes; Agaricales; Schizophyllaceae.
CCGCUCCCCCGUUGUGCGACCUUACAACCUCGCGCUACCCCUCAUCCUCCCCCGUUGCUCGUCCUCAGCGCUACCACAUACCACUGACCAUCCCUUUCGUGAUAAGCAGUUAUCAACAGAUCUCACAGCAUGGACAGUGGUUUUCCCGCGAUCCAUACACCCGUAGACAUGCCAAGGCGUGCUUCGCCGCCGAGCGACCCCCCGCCUCGUCGGCCCUCACUCCGGGUCCAUCUCUCCCCACCUGCGCUGCAGGACAGCGACCACCCCUUAACGGACAGCCCGACGGACAUCGAUUCUGCGUCACACUCAACGUGCGCACCGAAAGUUGACUGCGCAGACAAUAUUCGCGAUGCAGACAAUACUGCCAACGAAGACCGACCGAGUGUCUCUGCCUCAGAAUCGGAGGAUAGCGCAUCCCCUGGCUCGUCUCCAACGGAUUCCACAUGCAGUGCUCCUGACUGGUCAGGAGGAUCCGUCGCUGAGCAUCGCCCCGAACGUAUCUUACCAGGACGGGACCUUCCCUACAACCUACGCCCUCUUCUGCCGGACAAUCUGGACCCGAACCCCAGCGCGCCCAUUCACACCAUACCGCAAUUCGAUCCGAAUGUCAGGUACACUGUACAUGCUGGCCAAUGCAAGUUCGGAUUUGGUGAGAAGGUGCCCUUGGGAUGGGUGCGCGUCAUUCACCCCGCCGGCCAGCCAUACUUCUGGAACGAAGAACAUAACGCUGUUACUCUCGAAUGGAUGCCAGACAGCGUUGUUGCCAAACACGUCAACAGGACCCUUACCUACGUCGCCCACCAAAUCGAGCAUUGGGACGGCGAGCCGCUCCCAAAGGACCGUCAAAUCGUCAUCUCGCUGGAACCAACGCCGAAUGCAACUACUGAUUAUGCUGCCCUUUACUAUAUCGCCUCGCCGCGCUACGAGACUAUAUUCUGGUUGGCGGAGUACAACCUCGACUGGGAGAUAGGCUUGAUGUUGCAAGCGCAGCUCGAGCCUCAGAUGCUGGGUAUAUACCUCAAGUACCAGUUCUACAAGCACUGGGACAACUUCCCCGAUAUUCAGACUGUAUCCCGAUGCCAGAUCCGCCGCUGGCAAAUGAUCCUCGAGAACGCCCUUGCAGACGUCCGAUUCUCGAAGACGUCAACCGUGAACUACAACGUGGACAAAUUGCAGGAGAUGAUAGAGAUGGUCCAUCGCAUGUACUCCCGGGCCAGUCGGGCGGCCGCGCGAGACAAGAAAAAGGCGGAAAAAGACGGCAAGGACAAGAAAGACUACAAGGUCAAGGCGCGAGCGCCAAAGAAGCCUGAUCUCUCCGUCGAGGGUGAAUGGCUCCCAGGUCGAAUGAUGCAGCACUUCUAUCAGGAUCGCUUCCUGAACCUAUACAGCCAGCGCGGCGCGCGCGUCGACCGCCUGCAGUCUGUAUUCGGGAAAUCGCCGGGCGAUAUCCCAAAAUCCUGGUACAUCCGCAUCCUCGGUCUCCUCCUCUUCAGGGCUCCGAAUAACCACCUGGACGAGCUGAACCAGAUGUGGGUGGACACCGUGCUGUCGCGGAAGGUGUGGAAGAAGCGCGUCAAGGCGCUGCUUUCGGAUUGGACAGAGCAGCGAGUUUUGGCGACCAUCUUGUUGACGGCGAACAUGUCAUUCCUCAGCAUCGAUGGUCCAUCACCGGACGGUUUCACUAAGGUUAUGUGUUUCCUCUCGGUAAUCAGCUCAUGUGCUGCGUUCGUCCUCAUCACGGCCUUGGAGAGGCGUAUCCGGAGGAUUCAGAAGAAUAUUGAUCUGCAAGCUGCGCAAAACUGGCUUCAGCUGCUGAACAAUAGCAAGAUCGGGCUGGAAAUCCUCGCCGUUCUACUUGGCCUGCCGUAUGGCUUCACUGUCUGGUCAAUCAUCUUCUUCUGCAUCUCCUUCCUGAGCUACUGCAUGGACGACGUGAAGUCGCCCACGGGGAUCACCGUCGGAACGAUUUUCGGGAUACAUUUCAUCAUCGUCGUAUGGGCCCUCUGGGUGUCGAUGGAGAAGCGAAAGCCCAUCCAGGACCACGGGCAGAUGCCCAAGGUGGUCUUCACGAAGGUCGCGAAGGCCAGUAGGUCCGCGAGCAGGGCUUUGUCGGGCCCUAUCCGUCGGAUGUCCACGAAAGCGUGGCAGACGACACAGAGGUCGUUAUCAUUCGCUAUACAGCAGAAUGGUCAGGACAAGAACGAGCUUCCCCUGUACAGGCGGUCAACCCAACUUCCGCCCAAUGGAUCUAUUGCAUAAGGAAGGUGUAGAAUAACAUCAAAGUGUAUCGAGUCUCGCAAGGAGGAAGUUGACUCUGUUGUAAGGCGAAGGACAUGAAUAUUUGCCAAUCUGUAGUAUGUACCCUCGCCUCUGUCGAGUUUAGCGACAUUAUUAUCAACCAGACAUGCGUGC